Molecule: messenger RNA, 1920 nt
Organism: Arachis duranensis
Lineage: Eukaryota; Viridiplantae; Streptophyta; Magnoliopsida; Fabales; Fabaceae
Exons: 2
Coding region: 1-1920 (639 amino acids)
Molecular function (GO): zinc ion binding
Source: RefSeq, a predicted model, not a curated record
AUGUCUGUUGGUGCCUCGUCGGUUGCGCCAGUCAUUGCACCCGAGGCAAUUUUAGUUGCUUCUCCUUCCUUUGCAUUCAAUCUAAAUCAUAGUGGUGAUGCCGGAGUUGGUGAAACUGGACCGUUGGGGGAGGUAGCAUUUGUGACGCCCGAUUCUCCUGCAACGGUCCCGGUCUUUGGAGAGAUUGGAGUACCCGAUGGGGUUGAGGAUGCACCGUAUGAUGAUGAUGAUGAUGAUGAUGGUGUGGAGCCCGCCACAAUAGCAGAUGAUCAUGACGAUGACACACCACGGCCGACUCCAGCUGUGGGUGGGGGAACAUCUAGUUUGGGUAAUAAUCAGUUCCCCUCACACUUCUCAGCUUUGGAGUUGGAUGCCAUGGCACCUCAGGGGGAUCCAGGAGUACCUGUUGGGUUCGGGGCUAGAGAGACACAGAAUACAAGAGUUGUAUCUGAAUUUCAAGUUGGUCAGCAUUUUCAGGAUAAAGAAGAAGUCGUGUUAAGCGUGAAGACUUAUAACAUUUGCCGUGGGGUUGAGUACAAGGUAUUGAAAUUCGAUAACCGUAAGUACUAUGGCAAGUGCAAGGAGUUUGGCAGCGGGUGCACAUGGCUCAUUCGGGUUAGCCUCCGCCAGCGCAGAAGUAUUUGGGAGGUAAAACGAUACAAUGGUCCUCACACUUGUCUAGCCACAUCGAUAUUUAGUGAUCACAAGAAGCUUGAUUAUCAUGUCAUAUCAGCCUUCAUACUGCCCAUGAUUAGAGUUGAUGCUGCCGUCUCGAUAAAGGUACCGCAGAAUGCCACGGAGGAACACUUUGGGUUCAUACCGACUUACAGGAGGGUUUGGAUGGCUAAACAGAAAGCCAUGGCCCAGAUUUAUGGAGAUUGGGAGGAGUCAUACAAUUACUUGCCACGAUGGGUAUUGGGUGUUCAGAUCACGAUGCCAGGUAGUGUUGCGGUGUUAAAGACGAGUCUUGUGCGGCUUUUCUGGACAUUCCCACCGUGUAUUGAAGCGUUUAGACAUUGCAAGUCAUUGGUCGGUGUGGAUGGUACCCACCUGUAUGGGAAAUACGAUGGUACACUAUUGGUCGCAAUUGCACAGGACGACAACUCCAACAUCAUUUCUAUUGCAUUUGCACUUGUGGAGGGGAAGAAUGCAGAGUCGUGGUCAUUAUUUCUAUCUCACAUGCGACAGCAUGUGACCCCUCAACCAGGGAUACUUGUCAUAUCAGAUAGGCAUAAUGGGAUAAAGGCUGCAUUGGAAGCUCCUAACGGUGGCUGGCUUCCACCUACUGCAUAUAGGGAUUUUUGCAUCCAACACGUGGCUGCAAAUUUCGCGCUAAGUUUCAAGGGCAAGGAUGCACGGAGGUGGUUAGUGAAUGCUGCUUAUGUCAAGACCGAGAUUAAGUUUCAUUACUGGUUUGACAUUCUUCGUCCCGAAGAUCCUACUAUGUGCGACUGCGCUAACCGGAUUGACUAUGCACAUUGGACUCAACAUUGGGACGAAGGUCGGAGAUUUGGACACAUGACUACAAAUAUAUUUGAGUGUGUGAACUCGAUACUAAAGGGUGUGAGGAACCUUCCAGUCUGUGUGUUGGUGAAGGCCACUUACGGGAGAUUGGCCGAGCUAUUCGUCCGGAAAGGCAAAGAGGCCGAGGCACAGUUAGGAACCAGGCAGCAGUUUAGUCAGCAUCUAAUUAAGGCAAUUAAGGCAAAUCUGAAGGUCUCAAGGUGUUUCACAGUGAUUUUGUAUGACAGAGACAACUCAGAGUUUACUGUGACAGAGACCACUCCGACAGAGAGUUUUUCACUGGGCACAUACAGAGUAUCCCUCACCGAUCAGACAUGUGAUUGCGGCUAUUUCCAAACACUUCAAUAUCCAUGUCGUCCUGCCUUGGCUUGCUGUGUAUAUGCACGCCUGACCUAG